AUGCAGGAUGCCUGGAUCUAUAAAAGCCCAGCCCUCCAUGCUCCCAGGAUCAUAGUGCAAUAUCCUUUAACCUAUAUUGUUAUGUUUCUUCUACACCACAAGGAUACAGCUCGAAAUCCUAUAAACAAAAUGCCCUUUUAUUACCAGUCCUCGGGAAAAGGUGCACCAAUAAACUAUGAUGUGCAGCAGAUUCGACAAAUUUUCCUUGAUUGCGAUAUUGACGGUAACAAAGUCCUUAGCAAGGAAGAGAUAAAACAUGCAUUUGCUCGCUUGGGUGCGGCUAUCCCUGGUUAUAGAGCAUGGCGAGGGCUCCAGCAUGCUGACGCAAACAACGAUGGAUGCAUCAGUAUGGAUGAGCUGGACGAACUUGUUCGAUAUGCUAAUGGACUUGGAUACAAAAUCAAGUAG
Molecule: messenger RNA, 408 nt
Organism: Theobroma umbraticum
Lineage: Eukaryota; Viridiplantae; Streptophyta; Magnoliopsida; Malvales; Malvaceae
Product: calmodulin-like protein 5
Molecular function (GO): calcium ion binding
Source: RefSeq, a predicted model, not a curated record